AUGGCAGCACCAAAAAAGGUGAGGCGUGUUCUGGAUGACAAUCUUUUGGAACAGAUACUCGAUUCUGACAAUGAAUUGUCCGAUUAUGUAUCUUCUAACGAUGAUGAUGAACCUUAUGCCCAGAAUGCUUCCAAUUUAGAUGCAACAAGUCAGAGUGGAGAUGAUAUGCCUGACAAUGCAAGCUCUGACAGUGGCAGUGAUGGUAGUAUCGGGCAUGUGUUAGGUGGUCGCCGUGGCAACCAAGUUCAAGCGCGGGUAAUUCAAAAUCAACCUGCUUGGACAGAAAAUGGACAGCGUCGUGACAGGUUUCAGUUUACUGCUGUACCAGGGUUGAAGGCUAAUGUUGCCGAUAAGGAUGAUCAAGUGCAGUACUUUGAACUGUUUUUUGAUGAUGACAUUUUAGCAGUUAUUGUGGAGCAGACCAACCUCUAUGCUGCACAGUUCAUUGAUGAGCGCAGAGGUCAGGAGAAACGUAGGUCACGUUAUAAACAAUGGCAGGACACAAACUCUGAUGAAAUACGGGUUUUACUGGCUCUCCUUUUUCUACAAGGGAUUAUUCAGAAGCCAGAUAACCAGAUGUACUUCAGCAAGCGGCAAUCCAUUGCAACGCCAUUCUUCAGCGAUAUAAUGCUAUGUGAUUGCUUCCUUCUGUUGUGCAAAUUUUUACACUUUGCAGACAACACCAUGAUGGAUCCUGGCAUUCCAAAUGUGUCCAGGAAGCUCUACAAGCUGUACCCUAUCCUAAACCAUCUGCGCCAGAAAUUCAAGUCUGUGUACCAGCCAGAGCAGGAGAUUGCAAUAGAUGAAUCGCUCAUGAUGUGGAAAGGCCGCCUUGGCUGGAAACAGUACAUUCCAUCAAAGCGAGCACGCUUUGGCAUCAAGUCCUACGAGUUGUGCGAAUCCCAAUCUGGCUAUAUUUGGGAUUUCUUCAUCUACACCGGGCAAGACACCGAAUACCGUUCUGAGUACCGUGAUAACCCAUCAAUGGGAGCCAAGGUCGUCCUCUCGCUUGCACAUCCUCUCCUCGAUCAAGGAUAUGGGAUAAACAUGGACAACUUCUUCAGUUCUCCAGUCCUGUUUGACUUCCUGUGUCAGCAUGAAACAGAUGCUGUAGGUACAAUCAGAUCCAACAGAAAAGGCCUACCUGUCCAGAUGAAGCAGAAGCGGUUGAAAAAGGGGGAAAGUUGUGAAUACUACCGUGGUAAGUUGAUGGCUCUCAAAUGGAGAGAUAAGAAAGAUGUCCAUAUGCUCUCCACUUACCACAAUGGUACCAAAGUAGAUGUUAGACAGAGAGGGGAUAAGGUGGCGUCGAAACCCCAAGUCUGCCUUACCUACAACGAUACAAUGGGUGGCGUUGACCUGAGUGAUGCCUAUCUGGUGUGCUAUCCCUCAGUCAGGAAGAGGCUCAAAAAGUACUACCAGAAGCAAUUCAGACAUCUAGUAGACAUGUCUGCUCUCAACGCCUACUUGCUGUACAAGAAACAGGGGGGAAAGAUGGACAGGCUGACCUUUCAGUUGGAUCUGAUUGAGGGCAUUCUGGCAAAGUACAAGCAAGGGGCACCUGCCAAGCCUAGACGAGGUAGACCUCCUCAUGGUGAAAUGCCGCAGCGACUAAGUGAGCGUCACUUCCCCAGUCACAUUCCUCCCACUCCCAAGAAAGACAAACCUACACGUAGGUGUGUUGUUUGUCAAUCUAGGAAGAAGAGGGAGGAGUCAAGUUACUACUGCAGAAAGUGUGACAAAGCCUUGUGUGCUGCCCCUUGCUUUGAGCUUUACCACACUUUGGUGAGGUACAACACUGACAUUCUGCCGAAUCCAGCGGAUGAAUCGGAUGGGUCAGGUGACAUGGAUGUGUCAGAUCAGGAUGACUAG
Molecule: messenger RNA, 1872 nt
Organism: Lineus longissimus
Lineage: Eukaryota; Metazoa; Nemertea; Pilidiophora; Heteronemertea; Lineidae
Product: piggyBac transposable element-derived protein 4-like
Exons: 1
Coding region: 1-1872 (623 amino acids)
Source: RefSeq, a predicted model, not a curated record